This is a messenger RNA of Cannabis sativa, 2539 nucleotides long. Its product is annotated as peptidyl-prolyl cis-trans isomerase CYP63. Lineage: Eukaryota; Viridiplantae; Streptophyta; Magnoliopsida; Rosales; Cannabaceae. The coding region runs from base 252 to 2243 and encodes 663 amino acids. The record is from RefSeq and is a predicted model, not a curated record. Gene Ontology annotation, biological process: protein peptidyl-prolyl isomerization; protein folding. Gene Ontology annotation, molecular function: peptidyl-prolyl cis-trans isomerase activity. The transcript is spliced from 15 exons.
GCUGAAUUGCUGAGGAUGUAAAUAUUUUAAGGGAAAUUUACAUGCUGCCAUGGUUUAAAGAAGAAACAUGGGCCGAAGCCCAUUUUGUCUUAAAAGAUAACCGAAGAUUCCUAAAGUUCUUAUGUUUUUCAUUGAUUGUUCUCUUCGCCGCCACCGUAAUUUGUAACUCGGAGUUCUGAUCUGAGUUCACUGAGUCAGUUUCACUAGUUCACUCCCUACGAAGUUGAAGUUGCUUCUCAAGCUUCGGAGCUAUGAGCAAGAAGAAAAACCCUCAUGUUUUUCUUGAUGUUUCAAUUGAUGGAGAUUCUGUGGAAAGAAUUGUUAUUGAGCUUUUUGCUAAUGUGGUCCCCAAGACAGCAGAAAAUUUCCGAGCACUCUGCACUGGUGAGAAGGGCAUCGGGAAGUCUACUGACAAACCCCUUCAUUACAAGGGUUCACAUUUUCAUCGAAUAAUCAAAGGAUUCAUGGCCCAAGGUGGGGAUUUUUCCAAGGGAAAUGGUACUGGUGGAGAAAGUAUUUAUGGAGGAAAGUUUGCAGAUGAGAAUUUUAAGCUUACACAUGAUGGACCUGGUUUUCUCUCUAUGGCAAAUAGCGGUCCAAACACAAACGGGUCACAGUUCUUCAUACUCUUCAGGCGGCAGCCUCAUCUUGAUGGGAAACACGUUGUCUUUGGAAAAGUUGUGAAGGGAAUGGAUGUACUUGAGAGAAUUGAGCAGUUGGGAUCCGCUGAUGGUAAACCUUCCGGACCUGUAAAGAUUGCAGAUUGUGGCGAAACUUCUGCAAGUAAAAUUACUGAUGUAGUUGAGAAAGAGAAAGAGAAGAAAAAAUCAGGGAAAGUACCAACCUCUGAUGAUAGUGCUGAUAAGGGUGGAGGAAGACAAAAGAAGUCAUUGAAGGACAAACGAAAGAAAAGAAGAAGAAAAAGAUACUCAUCAUCAGAUUCAUACAGCUCUGAUUCUGAAUCUGAGUCUUCUUAUUCUGAUUCUGAAUCGGAUUCAGAUUCAGAUUCAGAUUCAUCAUUAUCUGACUCAAGCUCUAGUGAUGGAAAGCAUAGGAAGAAGAAAUCUGCCAGAAAAGAUAAAUUCCAGCAGGGGAGGAAAAGGAAAGUAAGAGAAAAGGAGAGGAAGAGAGGUCGGAAGGACAAACGAUCAAGGCGCAUAUCCAAACGUAGAUCAGAUAGUUCCAGUGGCACAGAUAGUGAAAGUAUCAGUGGUGGAAGUAGCCGUGACAAUCGUAAAAAUGGCCGUCUCUCAUUGGAGAAAAAGGAUGUGGAAAUUUCUCGAGGAGCUAGAGACACUGAUGUAGAACGGCAUAGGAGUUCUGAGAUGAAGACUAAUAAGGGGACUUCAUCCCAAGAGGAGGGUGAAUUAUCUCCGAAACUUGUAAACAAUGCGGAGGCUAAAAUUGAUACUCGACAUUCUGACUCAAAUCAGUCAAGAAGUCCAUCUCCCAAAAGAAGGUUAAGAGGGAGCCCUGUGAGAAGUCCUAGCUCGAGUCCUAAAAGAAACCCUCGUGAUAGCCCUGUUAGAAAUUUUGGUAGGGAGAAUAGAAUAUCUUCAAGGAGUCCCAUUCGCAAAGCCCCUGAACAUAAUGCUCCAAAUCUUGUCCAGGGCUUAACAAGAAGCCCGUCUCCUAAUGGCAAUCCAAAGCGUGUUAGAAAAGGCCGUGGGUUUACUGACCGCUACUCAUAUGCACGUCGCUAUCGAACUCCUUCUCCAGAUCGUUCGCCUCGUGGUUAUCGUUAUGGAGGACUAAAUUUACCUAGAAGAAAUGAUAGGUAUUCAAGCUACAGACGUUAUCCUGAAAGAUCACCACCACAUAGGCGUAACCGAAGUCCAAUUAGAGGGGAGAGCCCUCCCAGGCAUCGAGGUCGCAGAAGUCGAAGUAGGAGCAUUUCUCGUAGUCCAGGGCGCAGUCAUAGGCGUUACAGGGAUCGUAGCCGUAGUCCUAUCCGUAGUCCUAGUCCCUCAGACAAGCGACCCCUUGUUAGUGAGAGACUUAAAUCUCGUCUGGGUCCCCGGAUUGAUCAUCAACGCUCCCCAAUUAAGAGUAGCAGGAGGUCAAGGUCCAGGUCCAGGUCCAGGUCUGGGAGCAAAGAACCAUCUGUUUCCAGGUCUCCAAAUCCCUCACCGCCAAGGCGUCGUAAUAGAACACCGGCAUCUUCCAGCAAGUCAAGAUCAAGCUCUCCACCAGGACAAAGGGGAUUGGUUUCAUAUGGAGAUCUUAGUCCAGAUACAAGGUAGUUUGCACUGGCAUUUUUGGUCAUGAAGAGAGGCAAUAGUUUUUUCGUUUACCGAUGGAUGGAAUCACCCUUCUCAAAAGGGCUGACCUACCUUUUCAGUCAAAUCCAUCUCAACGCAAAUAUUGCAGGGCAAGACGAGAUCGUCCCUGUAGUUGGCUUUGAAUCUGUGAUAUGCGUGAUUAAAACAGCGACUGAUAUUAGUAGAAUAUUUAUGGAUAUGUUUGGCUACAAAAACUUGGUUGAAUAUGAUGUAGGAGCUCAAAAUAACCCAGUGAGUAUGAGUUGAUUAUUUCGAUC